AUUAGAAACAGAGAAAAAAAAAUUAUAUGCUUCUUCUCCGAAGAUGAUAUUAUUUGAAUGGUAAGUGGGACCGUUUUUUUUUUUUUACCUUCAUUUCUUCGAUGAAUGAUGGGAAGCCUCCGAUUGUCAUGAAUGUCAUAAAGCCAGAUAUAAAUCCACCGCAGGCUCCCCUUGCUAGAAUUGCGUGAUAAUUGGAUCCUACGUUGUGAAAAACGGAACCGACACAGAUGGAUACUGUAAUGAACACUAUGAUUCUUAGCCAGUAAUACCCAAAAUCUCGGGACAUGUUUGUGAACGAUCGCUUUGUGAGUGUGGAAAGUUGCUUAAACCAUGUCGCUUGGCUUUCUCUGGUUUUCUCGAAAACAGAUGAAACGAAGCUCGUGUAUCGUGUUGCGUCCGGUUUGUUUUCUCAUGGCGCUGGUACUUAUGGUGCUUUCUCUAUCUGGUUUACUGAUCCCAUUAUGGAUCAUUAGGGUUACUAAAAUCGAGAACGAAGUAAAAGUUACCGCCAAAAAAACGAAUCAGGAAUUAAUUUCCGGUAUUCGAAAAACCGCCACGUUGUUUUCUCCUAUUAAUGCAUCAGCCAUCAACUUAGUUCGAGUAUUAACCUCGUCUCUCGAGGAGCACGAUUUCCAAUUUUCCGAAAUUGAGUCGAAGGUUGCUUCGACUCUGUUUCAAGCGUUAUCCACAGUACCGUAUCUAUCGCAGAUUUCUUACAUUGGAUUAGACGGCCUAUUCUUCGCUUACUAUACUCAAGAAAAUCAAAUUUACGCAAUGUACUCAAAUUCGACAUUUUCCGAUGCGAAGAACUACUCGUGGUACAUCCAAUCGGUGAAUCGUGACAGUGGAAAACUAUACGGUGAAGCAAUUAAGUCACCUCCGUUUGAUGUAGUAAACUCGACCUAUUUUCAAGAAGCGUCGAGUAAUAAAAACGGAUACGCCUCGGUCGGUACUUCAUGGGGAGAUACUCAGAAUAUUCUUCUGCUUAGUACCGUAAGUAUAUACGGAAAAGGGGUCGUUUCUUUAGGAUAUCCAAUGCAAUCACUAAUCGAUUUCUUGAUUAAUGAGAUAAGAUUUUACGAUGGGAGCUUUUAUUUGGCUUCUAAAAGGGAUGGGAGUGUUCUAGCUCAAGGGAUUCCAAACACUUGUAUGAUCUUAGCUGGCGAUCGAGUGGCGUUUCAGUUAUUAAGGGAAGAUGAUUAUGGAGUUAGUGAAGUCGGAAAUCUCACGUGCCAAUCAAAUGAUGACAGCACAUCAAGAAACUAUGUUGUGAGCUUUUCGGGUAAAGAGUAU
This is a messenger RNA of Erythranthe guttata (spotted monkey flower), 1293 nucleotides long. Lineage: Eukaryota; Viridiplantae; Streptophyta; Magnoliopsida; Lamiales; Phrymaceae. The record is from RefSeq and is a predicted model, not a curated record.